This is a messenger RNA of Mya arenaria, 1883 nucleotides long. RefSeq lists its product as uncharacterized. Bases 189 to 1706 code for a protein of 505 amino acids. The transcript has 7 exons. NCBI's taxonomy places the organism in Eukaryota, Metazoa, Mollusca, Bivalvia, Myida, Myidae. The record is from RefSeq and is a predicted model, not a curated record.
ACAUUAUGGCUUAACAAUAACUCAUAUAGUCAUUUAACCUACGUUUAUCAUGAGCGCUCAAUUCGUAACGCGGCACUCGGAUUUUGACAGGCAGUCUAAAGGACAUAACGCAUUCUUUACGUUGACUCGCAUCUAACGAGGAUAACUAACGUUAACUGAACCGUUCUGUCACAGCAGCCUGGUUAAAGAUGCACGUAAGCCUCGUUCUAGCCCUCUUGGGUGCCAUGGUUUCCAGCGUCCACUCGUUCGGCUGUCACCAGCGCUGGGAGCUUGUGUACGCCAACAGCGGGAAUGGAACCACUGUUUUUGGAUCCAAAAAGACUCUUGUCCGGGCCACAUUAUCAGGGGCUGAUGUUCGCAUCUUUAUUCCAUCCUGGGGCCCCGGAGGAUAUCUUACAAGCGUCCAGAACACCCAGACAAUCAAAAACAAUCUUUGCGCCCAGUCGCUUUUUCACGUCAGUAAAGCGUCUUAUGAUGCUUUCCAAGAGGUGCCUUACUAUUGGUUCGUGAAUCUGUGUACAACUGGUCACGUGCACAUGGCGAGGUAUUUCAUUGGUAACCACGUGUCAGCUGGUAUCAAUGGGGAUAACGUUGACAUGCAGUGGUAUAUCCGAAAGUACCCAGACCCGAUUUACUCGCACACCCAGGACGGGACGGUAAUCUCAGGCAGCGUACGUGACGUUGUGUACGCCGUAGAGGCCGGGGCGGAUAUGCGUAUAGUGGACCGGCAACUCGGGUACGGGGUCCGUAUGGAUAACCUUGAGGUCUCAUUUGACCGGUCCAUUGUAGCUGGUCAGUCGCUGUGGCACGUCAGUGAGAGAAUGAAUGGGCCCAAUCUGGAAUUUCAAGGCGAUGACUACUGGUGGAUGUCAGUAUGGUCAACAGACGGUACCGUAGACGUUUCACGUUGGAACGUCGGCGAACAUGUGAAGAGGGGUAACAGCAGUAUGCAACAAUCCAUGAACUGGUACGCGGACAGCUGUUGGCAGAUGGCAUACAAACACGACGCCGAGGGUCUGUUGGAGGACGGUUCACUGGAGCUGCUGAGACUCGCCGUGGAGACCGGACAUCGCAUUAAGGUUUUAAUCGACGGAGCGAUCACUGUUGAACCAGACCAGAUUAACGUCCGUGGUGGCCAUAUCAAUGCUGAGAUUCUUAGUCUUGUUUCCAAGCAAGACCUGAAAACAUUCACUGAUGACGUCUUCUGGGAUUGGCGAGUACUGACAACGACGGGGACAGAGACAUCGGAAUAUUUCAACGUCGGAGAGUAUUUUAAUCGCGGAAAUACAAUCAAACGUAAGCCCAUGACGUGGUUUAUUGACACACGAACAUGGAACAGAGUAUUGGUGAACGACAAAGACGGUACCGUUCUAGCAGGAACCAAACAGCAGCUUGUGGAUGCCAUUCUUCUUGGUGCGGAGGUACGAUACAAGUUGACCUUUACCUCAAAUGCUAUAACGCAUCAGGCGGACAACUUAGAAAUAAGCGCUGACGGCAACGUUGGUGCGAUGCAUGUGCGUUCCGUGAGUCUGAAGUUUACGCCUGGCUCGCCACAUGAAGUUACCUUCCAGAACAGUCCCUACUGGUGGUUUACAAUUGUGUCAACAACUGGCAAGGUCGACAUUUCGAGAUGGACAGUGGGUGAACAUGUCAACAGACGACACACUCAUCUCGUUGUAAAGGUUGAAUGGUUUGUUAGCUUCUAGAUGAUCAGAAAGAAGGAUCAAACUGACAUAACAGAAAUUGAUUUAAUAACAUACAUGACUAGCAUAGUGUGAUAGGCUUCAGGAUGGUUGAUUCAUGGAUUUCGAAGUAUAUUUCAGCGAUUGUUAAUGGACGUACGUCGAAAAUAAAAAUAAUACUAAUAAAGCUGUUAAAACAUG